Messenger RNA from Sitodiplosis mosellana (orange wheat blossom midge), 957 nucleotides. Its product is annotated as pickpocket protein 28-like. The record is from RefSeq and is a predicted model, not a curated record. Lineage: Eukaryota; Metazoa; Arthropoda; Insecta; Diptera; Cecidomyiidae. Gene Ontology annotation, cellular component: membrane. Gene Ontology annotation, biological process: sodium ion transmembrane transport. Gene Ontology annotation, molecular function: ligand-gated sodium channel activity. Bases 1 to 957 code for a protein of 318 amino acids. The transcript is spliced from 6 exons.
AUGGCGCCGGGAAUGAUGAUUGUAAAACGCAGUUUGAAUCAAUCGCAUUGGAAUCCAGAAUCUGGUUAUGACGAUGGAUCGAUGGAUACAGAGUUUCCGAUUCGUGUUGUAGAUUCUGGACGAAGUGCAGCCUUUGAAAUUUCCCUUAAGCUUGAUGAUUUUGAUUUCGAAUAUCAAUGCCGAGGAUAUGAUCAAGGAUUCAAAGUGAUCUUGACUCCACCGGGUGAAGCAUUGAGAAUGUCACGAAUGUCUUUUCGAGUUCCAGUUUCAGAAGACACUUUGAUUACAAUCAAACCAAAGAUGACCAUUACUUCACAUGCACUCCGGAGCUAUAAUCCCAAUCUACGUCAAUGCGUUUUUCUUGAGGAACGUUCUUUACACUUCUUCAGAAUUUACACACAGAACAAUUGUAACGAUGAGUGUUUGGCGAAUUUCACGAAAAUUCAAUGCGGUUGUGUGAAAUUCUCCAUGCCAAGAGAUAAAAACACCCCAAUUUGUGGCGGAGCUAAAAUCAAAUGCUACAAGGAGGCUGAAAAGAAUCUAUCCACCAGCCGAUUUGCUAGAGCAUUUCGUGACAACUGCAACUGUUUACAAACGUGCACCACAAUUGAAUACCAGGGAGAUAUAGACCGUGUGAAAUUCGACAUGGCAACCAUGAAUAAAACGGACUUGCCCGAACUUAGCAAUCAAAAGGCAAGAUUGGCAAUAUUUUUCCAUGAUCAACAAGUGGAAACUAUCAAACGAAUAGAAGUGUACACCUACUCCGAUUUUUUGGCCGUUUGCGGCGGAUUGAUGGGUUUGUUCUUGGGAAUGUCCGUAUUGAGCCUUAUCGAACUAAUUUAUUACGGAACUCUGCGUUGGUAUUGGGCUGCUCGACGUGAAAGAGAACAAAAUGCAAUACAACAAAUGGAAAAUCAAAAAAUUGUCAGCGUCAUUCCCAUCGAACGAUAUAACUAA